Carcharodon carcharias (great white shark) is the source of this 639-nucleotide messenger RNA. Its product is annotated as tubulin polymerization-promoting protein family member 3-like. The transcript has 4 exons. The record is from RefSeq and is a predicted model, not a curated record. Lineage: Eukaryota; Metazoa; Chordata; Chondrichthyes; Lamniformes; Lamnidae. Gene Ontology annotation, cellular component: microtubule. Gene Ontology annotation, molecular function: tubulin binding. Gene Ontology annotation, biological process: positive regulation of protein polymerization; microtubule polymerization; microtubule bundle formation.
AUGGAGGAUCACUGUGAUGUCCUCUACCCCAGCUCUGUCUGCAAGAGGGACAGCAAUGUUAUCACUCCAGCUUGGAUAACUUAAGAAAGCUGUGGGACUUCAAAAAUGGCAGGAACAUCAAAUGAUAUGGGAACUCUGCAUGAGUCAUUUAGAAAGUUUGCAAUGCAUGGGGACACCAGCUCAAGUGGCAACGAAAUGAAUGGGAAGAACUGGUCCAAAAUCUGCAAAGAUUGCAAAGUCAUUGAUGGCAAAACAGUCACUUCAACUGACAUAGACAUUCUCUUUUCAAAAGUAAAAUCCAAGUCAGCUCGGGUAAUCACCUUCGAAGAGUUUAAAAUGGCUCUGGCAGAACUUGCUCCAAAAAGGUUUAAAGGCAAAAAUCAAGAGGAGGCACUCGCAUCAAUUUAUGCUCUUAUUGCCGGAAGAGAUCCAACUAAUGCUGGAGUGACGGUUGCACAUAAAGGAGGUGGUGUUGAGAGACUAACAGACACCUCUAAGUACACUGGAUCCCACAAGGAACGUUUUGAUGAAAGUGGCAAAGGCAAAGGGCUAAGUGGCAGGGAGGACAUAGCAGCAAAUACAGGUUAUGUGGGGAAUUACAAAGGAGCUGGAACUUACGAUGAAAAAGUGAGAAAAUAA